Messenger RNA from Symbiodinium pilosum, 609 nucleotides. NCBI's taxonomy places the organism in Eukaryota, Dinophyceae, Suessiales, Symbiodiniaceae. The record is from the annotation of a GenBank genome assembly.
AUGCAGAUAUCUUCUGGCGUGCCAUCCAGUACUUCAUCGGGGCAGGAUCGUCAUACUUUGCCCGUACCUUGGGGUGUCCUUCUUCAGUAUGAGUUCGAGAUGAGGAAGUGGGCUGUCAAGGAGGCACAUAAGAGAGGCGAGCCUUUGGGCGAUUUGCUACAUGAGGCCACUCGCAAUACAGAGUUGAAAGAACUCCACUUCACAUCUCAAGUGGCUCUGGCCAAGCGCUCCCCGCAUGACGAUCCACCUCCUCCUCCGAACAAGUGGCCUCGCAAGGGCGAGAAGGGCAACAAAGGCAGAGGCAAGGGCAAUGGCAAGAAUGGCACCAAAACCGAUGGGCAGAACAAGGUCGGGGAGAACUGGUAUGAUCUGGUCUCGAAGACUCCGGAUGGCCGGGAGCUCUGCUUUGCAUACAACAUUAAGCGUGGUUGCCAGGACUUCUGCGAUCUGGCACAGGUGGUUCUCGAGAUUUCGGAAGUAGACAUCUGCCGAGAUCCCAGCAUGGACCUCUUGGAUGAGACCACCGCGAAGCGGGUGUGCUUUGCCACUUUGGACGUGCGCGCCGAUUUCUUGCUCGAACACCCGGAGGACCUUGGACGACCAGAUCCG